UGUGGACAAUCGGCCUCAAUCGCUAGAUAGCAAUUACCUGUAGAGAUGCGAGGAAUCAGAUAACAUUGAAUCUCUUCCUCACUUUCCCAUCGCUGGGACUGCUUGGCGAAGUCAUGGAAAAACAGCCAAGAUUACUGUCAUCUCAGUUUUUAUUAAAAAGCAGGGUUUUUGAAGUCACCUUAAAUCGUUCACUACUGACAUGGAAGGAAAUACAGACCAAGAAAAAACGCGUCUCGGGGGGUGCACACAACACGUUCAAAGUUGGAUUCUGCUUGGCUAAAGUUCUCUGCAGAAAAAGACAAGAGUCAGGUAGCUAUUGUGUGCCUGUGUCUGAAAUUGUAGCAGUUCGAGAGACAGACGUGGACAGCCGGACCAAAGAUGAAAGAAGAUGGCAGAAAAUGUCUCAGAGAACAACUGAAGGGUAUCCAUAUGCAUUCACAGUGUCCUACGUGGAAAGGGCAAGGCAGCACCGCUGGCGGUGUAGUGACGUCACCUUCCACUGCUCUGACAGCGCACUGUGUCUCCAAUGGAUCCAGAGCAUCAGGGAGCAGCUUGCACUAUUGACCAGCAGACCGAAGCAUUUGCUGGUGUACAUUAAUCCCUAUGGAGGGAAACAACAGGGGAAGAGGAUCUACGAGGAGAAAGUGGCUCCACUCUUCUCCCGCGCCUCGAUAUCCACCGACGUGAUUGUUACUGAGUAUGCAAAUCAUGCCAGGGACCACUUACUGAAGGGUGCUGACCUAAAGAAAUAUGAUGGUGUGGUGUGUGUCGGGGGCGAUGGCAUGUUCAGUGAAAUCAUUCACGGGCUGAUCUCACGGACACAGAGGGAUGCCGGGGUGGACCAGAACCGUCCAGAGCAGAAGCUGGUGCCGUGUGGACUCAGGAUCGGCAUCAUCCCUGCGGGUUCCACUGACUGCAUUAGCUAUGCGACAGUUGGCAUCAAUGACCCCGUGACCUCUGCCCUGCAUAUUAUUGUGGGUGACUCCCAGCCACUGGACGUCUGCUCUGUCCACCAUAACAACACAUUCCUUCGGUAUUCCGUCUCCUUGCUUGGAUAUGGUUUCUAUGGCGAUGUGUUAACAGACAGUGAGAGGAAGCGGUGGAUGGGGCCAGCCAGAUACGACUUUUCAGGGUUUAAGACGUUUCUUACGCAUCACUAUUACGAAGGAACCAUAUCAUUUCUACCAGCUACAAACAUACUGGGGACUCCCAGAGACAAGACAAGGUGCAGAGCAGGGUGUUACAUCUGCCAGCACAAUGGACAGCUCUUCUCUGAAGAUGGACAGCCCUACAAGUCAGAUGAGGAUACGUUCCACAGUGAGUACGGCAGUGAUUGGCGGGUAAUCCGGGGAAAGUUUCUGGCCAUCAAUGCUGCCAGCAUGAGCUGUGCCUGUCCCCGAAGUCCCAAGGGCCUGUCGCCCUCCGCCCACCUGGCCGACGGCACCACCGACCUCAUCCUCGUCCGCAAGUGCUCCCGGAUCAACUUCCUGCGGCACCUCCUGCGACACACCAACAAAGAUGACCAGUUCGACCUGUCCUUCGUGGAGGUGCACCGGGUUCGCAGGUUCCGCUUCAUACCCAAAUACUGCGGGGGCGACCUGGAGCUGGACCUGAGGGAGGGCGUGCGCGGGCAUGAGCUCGGGCUGUUCGGCCACAUCUGCAGGGACCACCCCGCCUGCGGCUGCGCCCCCGUCAACAGCAGCUGGAACUGCGACGGCGAGAUCCUCUCCCACGCCGCCAUCGAAGUGGGAGUGCACUGCCAGCUCAUUCGGCUGUUUGCGAGAGGGAUCGAGGAGCAGCCCGUGUUCGACGACCCCUGUGUCCCGUCUGUGAUAUAGAGUCACCAGGAGCACCAGGAUCGCUCCGGGCACAGUGGUCUAACGCACCGGCCACAGUGGUAGUGCUGCACUGCUAUGGCGCCAUUUCAAUCCUCUGUGUGACAGACCUAUUGCGUAGUUUUCUCAUGCCCCGCGUUGUUAGCUAGCUGUGAUAUUUGUGGUGUCUGGUACACUGUCAGAGGAGCCAGUUCUCAAUAAUCUGAAGCUAUUAUAGCCACUCUGUGUCGCCCUUUUAUCCUUUUCAUCCCAGCCCGCUGGCUGAGUUUUGGGUAACCUUCUGAUAAUGGUGACUGAAAUCUAUGAUCAUCAGACAAAGAUACUACCUGGCCCCAUGAGAAGAGAAGUUUUAUUUAUUUGACUGUUACCAUAUUAUGUAGUGUAAACUUUACUUGUUUUAUACUAAAAAGAAUACAUCAUCAUUUUGAGUUUAUUUAAAAAUCCCUAAUGUGCGACAGAUUGAUUAAAAUGUGGAAUGUCCAUACAUGCUAAUCAUUAGUCAUUCAGGGUUAGCAAGAUUUUAGCUAGUAAAUAAUUAUAAAGGAGAAAAAGACCAAUAUUUCUGCCCACACAAUGAUGUUGAAUGUACGGAAACUAUUUAAAGAAACUUUGUUAAUGUAUUCAUUGAGUAGCUGUACAUACACAUUCAUAUUACUGGAUUUGACAUCUGCUGCAAACUGUACCAGACACAAAACAUCUUUAUGUAACCUCACUGUGAUACACAAUGGUGAAAUUCAACUGUGAAUGGUUAAUAUUCUAAAAUCAUCAAAAAAGUCAGUUUAACAGGGGGCAAAUUUAAAGAGUUUCUAUGACAUCUGGCGGUGCACACCCCCACCAAUGUGGUGUUGGGAAAUUAUGUUUGUUGC
Molecule: messenger RNA, 2701 nt
Organism: Megalops cyprinoides (Indo-Pacific tarpon)
Lineage: Eukaryota; Metazoa; Chordata; Actinopteri; Elopiformes; Megalopidae
Product: ceramide kinase-like
Exons: 14
Coding region: 114-1838 (574 amino acids)
Molecular function (GO): kinase activity
Source: RefSeq, a predicted model, not a curated record